Miscanthus lutarioriparius is the source of this 861-nucleotide messenger RNA. Lineage: Eukaryota; Viridiplantae; Streptophyta; Magnoliopsida; Poales; Poaceae. The record is from the annotation of a GenBank genome assembly.
AUGGCCACCAAAGCCGCGGCCACGACCACGCUGCUGGAAGCCGUGGCCUUGCCCUCUUCCACCAAAGCCAGGGUCAAAACCAGGGUUGACGUAUGUGAAUUCGGAUUUACUGGAUUCGAGGAUGAUGAUGUGCCACGGUUGGUUGACUGUGGUCUCUCGACUGCCAACAAGAUCUCGUCCAAGUCCCUAAAGCAUCUGAGCUUGACUGAUUGCGGUUUUGAUUCUGUUAACAGCGUUUGCAUUUAUACCCCAAGCCUGGUUUCACUGUGUCUAGAUGACCUCUGCGAGACGACUCCCACACUUGACAGCAUGCCAUCAUUAGUGAAGGCCUUUGUCCGGAUAACCGAGGAAUGUGCGGAUGUCUGUGCAAAGCUGUUAGACCCAGAAAUUUUGGAUUGUAUCUGCCAAUUGUGCAACAGUUCUGAGAACACUGAUGGCAGUGGUAGCUCUGUGGUCCUAAGAGGUUUAUCCCAAGCUAAGAGCGUGGUGUUGAUUUCUGAACCAGACCAGAUUAUAUUCAGAAGUUAUUUGAGAUGGUGCCCCAUCUUUAACAAUCUGAAGGCUUUAUUUCUCAAUGACUACUGGUGUACACCUGACUUCAACGCAUUAGUCUGUAUUCUUGAACACUCACCGGUUCUUGAGAAGCUUACACUUGAACUGUUUUGUGAGGGACCUAAGUAUAAAAUUGAAAUGAAAGGAAGCUUGAAUCUGAUGGAGCUAUCGGCUAAAAUUUCAGAACACCUUAACAUUGUUGAAGUCAAGUGUCAAGAUGUUGAUGAGAGAGUUCUCAAAGUGUUGAAGUUCCUUUCUACCAUUAACAUAUGUAAGCUAACUUACAACUUUCCUGGUGCUUCUAUCUGA